This is a messenger RNA of Andrographis paniculata, 5327 nucleotides long. RefSeq names its product receptor-like protein 53. Gene Ontology annotation, molecular function: protein binding. The record is from RefSeq and is a predicted model, not a curated record. The transcript has 2 exons. Lineage: Eukaryota; Viridiplantae; Streptophyta; Magnoliopsida; Lamiales; Acanthaceae. The coding region runs from base 1890 to 5087 and encodes 1065 amino acids.
GAGGCGCUAGGGUUUUUCAAUUUCCGCAUCCGGAUCGGUGAAGAACGAAGGCGGCGAUUUGAGUUUUUUUUAUCAAGGUUUGAUCUUUUACCAUGAGAGCCAAGUGGAAGAAGAAGCGUAUGAGGAGGUUGAAGAGGAAGCGCAGAAAGAUGAGGCAGAGAUCGAAGUAGAUUGUCGGUUUUGUUCCUGUUUUCUGAUCCCGUCGUUGAGGGAUCUUUAGGAUUUCGCUUUUAACAUUUCGGUUCAUGAGUUUUUUGAUGUAAUGGUGACCUGCUACUCUUUGAUACUGGAUUUGGGGGAUCUGCUAUGUCGAUUGAAGUUUUUUUCGAUGCCAGCGAUAUUUUUAUAUAUAUUUGCCAUUUAAUUAUAUCUUCCAUUAUCCUCUGAGUUAAUUCUGCACAGGUGAAAGUGCAUAUGCCUUUACAAAUGAGGGAAUAUUGAGAUUAUUGCAUGGUCGGAUCAAAAUUCCGUUUUGAUCAUUUGGAAGAUGAUAGCACUUUCUUGGUAGAUACUCUUUGGGUUCUUUGUGGACUUGUAGAAUUACGUGCAUUACUGUAGGAUACUUGUAAUUCUGAUUCAUGUAUCCCACGAUUUUGCAUAGCUGGUUUUAAUUUCCUUUUCAAGGAUGCAUUUUUGAUGUAUUUUUUCAACCAUCUAGUUAUAAUCUUGGUGAUGGCUUGAUAUAUGGACCUAAUUCUGUUAUGAAUUAGAUUGUAUUGUGUAAUGGUAGUGAUUCAGGUGUAGCCUGUGACAGUGGAUUAACUAGUUUAGGGAUUUGUUUUAGGCAAAGCAGCUGUAAGCUUUUUUGAUUUCUGUCCUAUGAAGAAAAUUUGUCCAAGCCAUGGUUUUGUUUGGCCUCUUUAAAGUGGAACUCUUGUUGAGCUUGUGAACAGUUCUUUCAUUUUACUGCAUUAAUCUGUUUUAGAAUGCUGUGGAAGAUUGGAUUACCAUUUCAUUCAAUAUUGACAAUCCAUGAGAAUGAGUUUGAACUGGUUUUUGCUGAAUUAUUGUUGUAACAUCAUUGUAUUUCUAUGGGCCAACAAAUUAGGAGAAUUCACUUGACCCUUUUUUGGAUGAGAUAUUUUAAAUGAAAAACAGAAGUGUGUUAUUUUGGUUGAACAGUUGUUUGGAUGUGAUGAUUUGUAUUAGUAUUGUUUUUUUUAUAUGGAGUUGUGAUGAUUGCAUAGCCUGCAAAAUUGACAAUAGAACACAAAGGUAUGGUGUAAUUAUGUAAAUGAAUGGCAAGAAGUCUAGAUUCCAAACAAACCAAUGAUUUCUACAUGUUGUAGAAGUUAUUAUGUAGUUAUGGUAUUCAUGGAUUUUUUAUAACUUCAAAUUGAAAUUAAUAGAAAUAUGCUUUUGAAGUUAAGAUACUCUGAUCAUUGUUAUAUUUGAGUACAAGUCUUCUUUAAUGUCUUUUAACUUCUAAAACCUUUAUCAAAUCUUGAAGAAUUGGCAUAUAUAUGAACUCAAGAAACUUCCAUUGAACCCAAACAAGUUCUAUGCAAUUUUUGUACCAACCAUUAGAUAAUAUUACAAAAUCCCUUUUUACCUGCCAAAAGAAUCCAGAAACGAUUGGAGUCGACGCUAAUCAAGAUAUGCAUUCACACACAUGUGAAACAAAGAAUUCUUAAUGAACACAUAUAGGAAUGGGACAAAGGUCUUUUAUAUACUAUCAUUUUCAUCAAAUAGCUUUGUCUGUAGUGUAUUUUAUAUUAUAUUCUUAGAUCUCAAUAUCUUGAAGGUACUCAACAUUCAAGAACAUAAUUCAAAUUUUUAGUCUGAAACCUUAUCUUCACUCCAACAUUAAUAUAUAUAAAAACCUAUGCUGCUUGGUGCCCACCCCAUAAAAGAACUCAUGUAAUGAAUAUAUUGAUUCCUUUCAAUUUAUGUUACAGCUGAGAAUGAAGUGUCUGAUGCUUUCAAGUACUUUCUUGAUUCAUUUCUUGCUAUUAAUCUCAGAUUUUGGUAUUGGAAUCAUCAUCACAUUUGCUGCAGGACAGUGUGUUGAAGAUCAGAAAGACUUGCUAUUGGAAUUAAGAAACAACCUUACAUAUGAUUCUUCACUUUCAACCAAGCUUGUGCAAUGGAAUGAUUCCAUCGACUGCUGUCGAUGGGCCGGGGUGAAAUGUGACACGAAAGGCCGUGUCUCCGGGCUUGAUCUAAGCAACGAGUCGAUUUCAAAUGGGAUACAUGAUGCAAGCAGCAAUCUUUUCAGGCUCAGGUUUCUUCAGAGCCUCAAUUUAGCUGGAAACACCUUUGAUUCUGUUGAGUUUCCGUCGGGAUUUGAAGAACUUACAGAAUUGAGGUACCUGAAUCUCAGCAACUCAGGAUUUACAGGCCAGAUUCCUCCUGGAAUCUCAAAUUUGACAAGGUUAGUUGUGCUGGAUCUUUCUUCAGCAUACACACCAGUUAACCUUGAGAAUCCGAAUCUCGAAAGAUUGAUUCAGAAACUUAAUAGGCUGCAAGAACUUUAUCUUGAAGGGGUGAAUGCUUCUGCUAUAGGUUCUCAGUGGUGCAAUGCUCUAUCAUUAUAUGUACCGAAUUUGCGAGUUUUGAGCAUGCCUAAUGCUUACCUGACAGGCCCUUUCGAUUCUUCGUUGCUGAAACUUCAAUCCCUUUCGAUUAUUCGUCUUGAUGGCAACAUUUUCUCUGCUGGAUUCCCCGAAUUCUUGGCUGAUUUUGCUAAGCUGCAGGUUUUGAUUCUGAGUUCUUGUGGCCUGUCUGGUGUGGUUCCUGCAAAACUAUUCCAAAUCAAGAGCCUGGAAAAGAUCGAUUUGAAUAAUAAUCGAGACCUCGAGGGCUCUUUACCUGAAUUUCCAUCGAAUGGAUCCCUUCGAACUUUGCAGCUUCAAUACACAAGAUUUUCGGGGAAUCUAACAGAUUCUGUAUCCAGGCUUGGUAUGUUGGAGUUUCUUGAUCUAAGAGCUUGCUUGUUUUCGGGUACAAUUCCAGGUUCGAUCGAAAAACUUACUCAUCUUCAGUAUUUGGACCUGUCUUUGAAUCAGUUUGUUGGUUCUGUUCCAUCAUUUGCUUUUCGAAAGAAGCUUACGACGAUCAAUCUUCGCGGCAACAGCUUGACAGGUCGAAUUCCCGAUGCAAUCUGGAAAGGCCUGGAAAGUUUGGAAUUUCUUGACUUGAGUGUGAAUUCAUUACAUGGAGAAGUUCCGGCGUCUCUGUUUGAUCUUCCAUCUCUCAAAAUCUUGGAUCUUUCGAACAACAGCUUCUCCAGUUUGAUCGGGGAUGCGAAAACAGGUCCGUCGUCUUCUCUGGAAGUUCUUGAAUUAAGCAUCAACAAGUUCCAUGGUUCAGUUCCUGAGUUCUUGUUUGAUUUAAAGAACCUCUCCACUCUGUCCCUUUCUCAGAACAAGUUCAAUGGCUCUGUGAAUCUGUUCAAUUUUCGGAAGCUGAAAGGCCUCGUCGACCUCGAUCUUUCCUACAACAGCCUGUCUGUGUUUGUAGAUGGAAAUGUUUCAAUUUCUUCGAUGUUUCCAAAGCUCGGAUAUCUGAUGUUGGCUUCUUGCAAGGUGCAGAAGUUUCCUCUUCUGAAGAACCAGUCUUCGUUGAUGAUGCUCGAUCUUUCGGACAAUCAGAUACACGGCGAAAUCCCGAAUUGGUUGUGGGAAGUUAGCGACGGACUUCUUCGUCAUCUGAAUUUAUCGAACAACUAUUUCACUCAUCUACAACAGCCUUAUAGUCUACGCAACGUGUACCUCGAUUACUUGAAUUUACACUCGAAUUUGCUCGGCGGACAGGUCCCGAUCCCGCCGGCGUCGGUAUAUUACUUGGACUUGUCGAAUAAUGAAUUCUCGUCCGUCCCUGUCGAUAUUGGGAAUUCGAUUAAGCGAGCGUUAUUUGUCUCGUUGGCGAAUAACAGAAUCGGCGGCGCGAUCCCUAUCUCAUUGUGCAAUGCGACGAAUCUUCAGAUACUCGACUUGUCGAACAUGUCGUUGCAUGGCGAGAUACCGGUUUGUUUAUCGGAGCUAAACCUCAAAGUCUUGAACUUGAGAAGAAACAACCUUAGGGGUGUCAUUCCGGAUACAUUUCGGGUUGAAUGUGCUCUCGAAACGCUCGAUCUCAACCGGAAUUUCUUCCGGGGAGAGGUUCCGAAGACGUUGGAACGAUGCGUCGAGCUCGAGGUUUUAGACCUCGGCAACAAUGCGUUCGACGGAACGUUUCCGUGUUGGCUCAAGAACUUGCCGAAAUUGCGCGUACUCGUGCUGCGAUCGAAUAAGUUCCACGGGAACGUCACCUGUUUGAACGAUGGAAACGAGCUGUCGAAUCUUCAGAUCAUCGACGUCGCCUCGAAUCGCUUCGAUGGUGUUCUUCCGGCGAGAUUCUUUUCUGGUAUGAACGCUUUGAUUGUUAAUGCUGACGGCGCGCUCGAUCAUUUGUACUUCGUUCACGGCACGGCGAGCGAUAUUUACUAUCAGGAUUCGGUGACGUUAACUCUCAAAGGAAGCGAAGUCGAGUAUCGAAAGAUCCUCGACAUAUUGACGUCGAUCGACUUCUCGAGCAACCGUUUCGAGGGAAGAAUCCCGGAGAUGAUCGGCGACCUUGAGAAUCUUUAUGUUCUUAACUUUUCGAAGAAUUCUCUCUCCGGCGACAUCCCGGGAUCGAUCGGGAAUCUGAAGAACCUCGGAUCGUUAGACCUCUCGUCGAACGAUCUCGGAGGGGAAAUCCCGAGUCGGAUUGCGGACUUAACGUUCCUUUCGUCAAUGAAUCUAUCGUUUAAUCGUCUCGUCGGGAGGAUUCCGCAUGGGCGACAAAUGUCGACGUUUUCGGAGAGCUCGUUCGUUGGGAACGAGGGGCUGUGUGGGUUUCCUUUGAAUAAAAGCUGCGGAGAUGUUACGACGCGUUCGCCGUCGUCUUCGUUGUCGCCGUUGUUGCCGGAGGAAGAAGAUGAUGGUGAAAGGAGAGAUGUAGGAUUGUAUGCAAGUGCUGCAUUUGGGUACUUUGUGGGUGUAGCCAUUGUUGUUCUGUCUCUUGCUGUUUCGAGAAGAUGGAGGAAGGCCUACAACAGGGCUGUCGAUAGAUUUGUUCUUCGCGGCGGCCGGCGGCCGGACGGCGCCGGCGAGGAAUGGUAAAAGAAAGAGCAAUGUCAAGAAGAAGAAUGUCUGAAUUUUAAGGAUGUUGCAAGUGUUGGGAAUUCAAUCAUAGUUGCUCUUUGUCUUCUUCUCCUAUGAUAUGAUCGUUCUGUAUGAUUCUUAACGCACGCCAGAUGCUGAACCAUAAUUCAAUUAAUGUCAACAAAUUAAGUACGAUAAAAUAAAAAGGCAAGUAAUAAGAAAUUUCACUGCAAACAUAUUAUUUAAUCAAUAUUUAAC